AUGCCAGCAACAACAAUGGAGGAGCCAGAGGUUCACGCCUUCUUCGAGUCCGUGACAGGCUCAUGGCAAUACGUCGUCGCGGACACGCGCCAAAAGACCAAGACCAACGACGCCGUCAUCAUCGACCCUGUCCUCGACUACGACCGCGUGACAGGCAAAGUGUCGACGCACUCGGCCGACCAGAUCCUCGCCCUGGUGGCCGACCGUGGGUACACCGUCACGAAAAUCCUCGAGACGCACGCCCACGCCGACCACCUCUCCGCGUCGCGCUACCUCCAGAACAUCCUCAAGGAGCGCCAGCGGCAAAGCACCACCGCCCCUCGGCUGCCGCAGGUCUGCAUUGGCCACCGCAUCCGCCAGGUCCAGGAGACCAUGUCCAAGAUAUACGGCGUCCCUGACGCGGACCUCGGCGACGCAUUCGACCACGUCUUCGCCGACGGCGAGACCUUCGCUAUCGGCUCCCUCCAGGUCUGCGUCUUGCAUCUGCCCGGCCACACACCCGACCACAUCGGGUACGUGGUGGGAUCGAACGUCUUCACCGGCGACUCCCUCUUCAAUCCCGACGUGGGCUCCGCACGCUGCGACUUCCCCGGCGGCUCGGCCACGGACCUGUUCCGGUCCAUGCAGCGCCUCCUCUCCCUGCCGGGCCAUUUCAGGCUCUACACCGGCCACGACUAUCCCCCCGACAGUCGCGACGUGCCCGUUGGCCUGAACGUCGAAGGAAGCAAGGCCAUGCCUUUCACCACCGUGGACACCCAGGCCCGGGAGAACAAGCAUGUCAAAAGGGGCACGCGGAUGGAGGACUUUGUCGCCUGGCGGUCGGAAAGGGACAGCUCCCUCGCGGCCCCCAAGCUGCUGGCCCAGGCCAUGCAGGUCAACAUUCGUGGCGGCCGCUUGCCUGCUGAGAGCUCGGAGGGCUUUAAAAUCACGGAAGUGCCCGAGCGAGUGGUUAGAGUCCCGAAGGCUGCUGCUGCGUGA
Messenger RNA from Fonsecaea erecta, 978 nucleotides. RefSeq lists its product as hypothetical. The transcript has a single exon. The coding region runs from base 1 to 978 and encodes 325 amino acids. Gene Ontology annotation, molecular function: sulfur dioxygenase activity. The record is from RefSeq and is a predicted model, not a curated record. NCBI's taxonomy places the organism in Eukaryota, Fungi, Ascomycota, Eurotiomycetes, Chaetothyriales, Herpotrichiellaceae. Gene Ontology annotation, biological process: hydrogen sulfide metabolic process; glutathione metabolic process.